This is a messenger RNA of Thermothelomyces thermophilus ATCC 42464, 827 nucleotides long. RefSeq lists its product as uncharacterized. The transcript has 2 exons. Gene Ontology annotation, cellular component: endoplasmic reticulum; cytosol. Bases 232 to 771 code for a protein of 179 amino acids. Lineage: Eukaryota; Fungi; Ascomycota; Sordariomycetes; Sordariales; Chaetomiaceae. The record is from RefSeq and is a predicted model, not a curated record.
GGAAUCGCUCCGAAGCACACAAUUUUCCUAGCCCAGCAGAAAAUCCUCCAUAUCCUAUACCAAGACACCAGACGUGGGUCGCUUUGUAUUUCCGCUUCCCUCGCGAUCUCUCCUGUCGACUCCGCUACGAGUUCAGUUUUUGCGCCUCACGCCACGCCCCCGCCCCGCACAUCCUUAAGAGACCUUCCCCGAGGCGGGAAAAGGAAAGGUUUUGCUUGGCCGCGAGCAAACAUGUCCAGCGCAUCGACAAGCUCAGCUGCCGCUGCGUCUCUGCUGAAGCGGCAGCUGAAGCAGAUGCAAUCCGCCAAGGACCUCCCGGGCAUCUCGUGCGGGUUGGUGAACGACAACAACAUCUUUGAGUGGGAAGUCAUGUUGAUGAUCAGCGACGAUUGCAAGUAUUAUGGCGGAGGCAACUUCCGCGCGCAUCUCACCUUCCCUCCGACCUACCCGCUCAUGCCCCCUAAGAUGGUCUUCCAGGCGCCGAUCCCCUUCCACCCGAACAUCUACCCGAGCGGCGAGCUCUGCAUCAGCAUUCUGCACCCCCCCGAAGAGGACAAGUACGGCUACGAGUCGGCCAGCGAGCGCUGGAGCCCCGUGCAGACGCCCGAGACGAUCCUCCUGAGCGUCAUCAGCCUGUUUGAGGACCCGAACGACGAGAGCCCCGCCAAUGUCGAGGCGGCAAGGCUGCUGCGUGAGGAGCGGGAGGGAAAGAGCAAGGAGUUCAGGAGACAGUGCCGGAAGUGUGUGAGGGAGAGCUUGGGGGAGGAUUAAGCGCAUCUUGGCGGGUUGUGUUUGGAAAGAAGGCGGUAGAAGGGAGAUGGGGGAGA